ACUCAACCAUCACACAGACAGAGGACCUAACAAGAGUCACCAAGAGAUCUGCUCACCAACUGAACCACUUCUGCUCUCCUAAGAUGAAGACAUUCAGUGUUGCAGUUGCAGUGGCCGUCAUGCUCGCCUUCAUCUGCACUCAGGAGAGCUCUGCCUUACCCCUCACUGGAGUAGAAGAGCUGGAGCAGCCAGUAAACAAUGACAAUGGUGACAAUCCAGUUGCUGAUCAUCAAGAGUGGCCAAUGGAAAUGGGGAAUAGGCAGUUUAACAUCAGAGAGAAGCGGUCUCUCUGUGUUAAAUGCACUCCUUACUGCUACCCGACUGGUGACGGCGUCUUCUGUGGUGUCCGCUGCGACUUCUGCUGUUGACCUCCUCAACAACCACCUAACAUUACAAUGUUACACUUUUUACUCUUACAGCUAGUUCACUAUUUUACUACUUGCUUUACCGGCUCUUGCAAACCAGAAGAUGUGACUGAAUUUGGUCACGCUGUAGUUCAUAUAUGCUCAGUCAUGUGAUAGUAUCCUAAAUAUCUGCAGAUACUACAGUGUAUUAUAACAAUAAACUUUUUUUACUCAUA
This is a messenger RNA of Plectropomus leopardus (leopard coralgrouper), 580 nucleotides long. Its product is annotated as hepcidin-like. Lineage: Eukaryota; Metazoa; Chordata; Actinopteri; Perciformes; Serranidae. The record is from RefSeq and is a predicted model, not a curated record.